AUGGCCACUGCCAUCUUUGGCAUGGCGAAUGCCAAUAACUUCAAGUGCAAGGGCAUCAACUACAACAUCCGCGCUGGUCCCGACUGGGCUACGCCCGACGUCAAGUGUAAAUCUGCCUUGCAGAUCGCUACGGAGCUGGUCACGCUCAAAAGCGCUGGAUUCAAGAUUGAGCUGGGCAUGUGGGUGGACUCGUCCACGUCCAGUUUUGAGGCAGAAAAGGCUGCGUUCAAGGUGCUACUGCAAACCGGUCUCGUGACUGCCGACAACAUAGUGGGUGUCCAUGUAGGCAGCGAGGCCGUAUACCGUGGUGACGUAACAGUUGCAGUGGCUAUUUCAAAUCUGAUGGAGAUUCGUACACUGUGCCAGGACAACUCGGCCGCCGCUAGCAUUCCGCUCACGAUCGCCGACAUUGGUGAUACGUACUCGGCGUAUCCGGAAUUGAUUGAGGCCGUAGACUACGUGUCGGCCAACUACUUCCCAUUCUGGGAGAAUAUGGAAAUUGAUAGUGCCGUCGAUCACUUUUACAAGCGCUUUUCGGUACUCGUGAAGACUGCUAGUACCUACAGUAAGAAGGUGGUCAUAGGCGAGACCGGCUGGGCCUCGGACGGCGUCGGCGCUGGCGCCAGUCCUGCCACGGAGGCCAACGCCGCCAAGUUCUUCUACGACUUCUACGCUCUUGCAGAGGAGAAGGACUUCGCGUACUACUACUUCUCGGCCUUUGACGAGCCGUGGAAAUUGCCUACGCUCGAGGCUAACGAGACGGUGGAGGCCUAUUUUGGCCUGUUCACGCACGAUGGUGUCUUGAAGGACACCAUUAUGGCCAAGUUCAACAACAUCUCUGCGUCCAUCAACGGCGCCAUCACAUCCACGACCAUUUCAAACGGCACGACAUCGCAGGGCCAUAUGGUCGCUGACGAGACUACCGUGGGCGACGCUCAGAAGCCCUCGCAGAGCUCGGUGUUGUUGCACAAGGACUGCGCCGUUGUAAACAAAGAGUUUACAGACUUAUACAUUGUAUUGUUGCUUCGCAGCAAAGAGCGUCAUUCAGACAAAGAUAUAAUUGAGCAAGCGCUGCAACCCUUUGGCUCAAGCUUUACGUCUGCAGUACUAACGCUACUGUUGAAUACGGACGAUUCAACACGCGGCAUUUCCAAGUCAAAGUUGAUGGCUGACUGUGUUACGAGUAGCAGACUGCAAAACGGAGGAAAACUCAAAGGGCUUGUAAAUGUGCUGGUGUUGUAG
Messenger RNA from Peronospora farinosa, 1242 nucleotides. NCBI's taxonomy places the organism in Eukaryota, Oomycota, Peronosporomycetes, Peronosporales, Peronosporaceae. The record is from the annotation of a GenBank genome assembly.